This is a messenger RNA of Linum trigynum, 2531 nucleotides long. Lineage: Eukaryota; Viridiplantae; Streptophyta; Magnoliopsida; Malpighiales; Linaceae. The record is from the annotation of a GenBank genome assembly.
UAUUGAAUCAAUUAUAUUUGGAAACGUAUGUUACAAAAGUUUGCAUAUUUAUAUGAUUUUACUCUUUCACAUGAUAAUAGUUGACAUACUAAUGUGCAAUAGCUUUCAAAAUAAUGAUGUUAUCCUAAAGUGAAGAGUUUUUUUAACUAACGAAUUUUUUAUGUUCAAUGGUAAAGAAGGAAAAAGACAAAUUUCUCGUUGAAAGAAAGAGAGAGGUUAGUGUGGUAACACAAACUACAACCAAUAGAAUUUUUUUUUUUUACGAAUUACCAAUAGAAUUAUUUCGUUUGGAUGAUUUUUACAGUUUUAAGAGUUGACCACAAUUAAUACAUAUUUGUAAAGGAAGGGUACCCUUGUCUUUUGAGAAAUUAAAUAAAGAGACACGCGCGUACCAUCCAUUACUAUAGCACCCAUUUAAUCCCCCCUACCCAACGCCUCCUCCCGACCUUAUCAUGAUUCCUUCGCGUUUCCGAAGAAAUGACCGCCUCUCCUCUGCCCUCCAUCGCUCCUAACAUAUGUUUUUCCCUCGUCUUUCAUGUACAAGCGUCUCCGUUCGUUGGAGGAAAUGAUUUCACUCGUCUCGUUGCCGCUUCCGCGGCGAGUGUAGUGACGGUGGAUGGUGAUGAAUUGCAAUAAUAGAGAAUAUAAUCAUCAGGCACGAAAGAACCUCCCACUUCCACGUCGCUUCAGACUGCCUCCAUAUUUAAAAGUCGAAGAGCUUUGCUUUAUCUAUUCCUCUACGUGUAACAGACAUUUGAACAUUGAAAUUUCAUCUGCAACCAAGACAGACCCUUGUUGCUUUGAUCCAUAAAGGAAGUAAGGAUUUUCCAUCUAAAUGAUUUGUUGUGGUUGCUCCCCUCCUCGCUGCGUGUUAGCAAUUCCUGUGCAUUUGGAGUUUGGUUUUCUGCCAUGGUGUGUGGCGGCUAGGUUUCCCAACCAGGCCCUGAUACCAUACAACAGAUGUGUUGUGUGAAAACCUAGUUCGUGUCGGGCGAAAGUCGGAGAAAAAAAGAGCAUGAACUACCAGAAAUCGUUGCCAAGGUGCCUGUUUCCCUUUCAUACUAGAUAGUUGCUUGCUUCCGUUUGGGGGGAAGCAAGCACGAGACGAGUGAGGGUGGGAGCAGGUCAGGCGGGCGGUUCCCAUGUAUAUACUAGAGGUGCUAGCUUAAGCAACCACGAGAUGUUACGCUAGUGAAAAGGAGAGGCGGAGCCGUCACCGAAGGCCGGGAAUUCAGCAACGGUGGUUGCGACUAUUGAUGCGAUGGGAAGGCCACGCUCUUAUCCUCCGCGACGACCUGGGGUGUCGGCAAUUCGAAGGUGGCAUCCAAUGUGUUGGUCGAGAAGAGGUGAGGGAGUUCGCGUCAGCGGCGAAUCUCUCGCGAAAUCGAUUCCCGAGGUGCUGCUGUCCGAGGAAGAGGAGGAGCCGGAGGAGUGCGACGAUGAUGGACUCAAAUUUGGGGGUGCCAGAGAUGACGAUUGCGGCCGAAACAUGGAAGAUGAUGGCGGAUGGAAGAGAAGAACGAUAUUGAGUUCUUCUUCUCGUUAAUUUGGAAGUCAAGGGUAUGAUUUUAUAAGUCAGUUUGGUAAAUUUUAGUAAGUCUGGGACUGAAAAAUAAUUUACCAUGUGAAGGGUUAGUUCGUAAAAGGUAAGUGUUUGAGUAUCAAAAUGAGAAUGUGCAAUUUGGGAAUAUUUUAUCAAAUUCAGAAAGUUAAAUCUCCUUGGAGGAAAAAAUUGUUUAAAUCUGAAAGUUGGGGCAGAAUUGGUGAAACUCAGUAGGUACGGGUACCGUUUGGUAAUUUGUCAUUUUGGGUAAAAAAAUAAUUUUCCAGAAUUUCUUGGGAAUCCUAGGAAGUGUUAAAUGGAGGAAUUUGGGAUUGAAAUUAACCAAAUUGGAGGUCUUUUGGCUAGUAGAAGGAAGUUUUAAGUUUUGCCUAAAUAGUUAAUAGGAGAGUGCAAAAGGAGAUAAAGUGCGAGGAGUUUGAUCGUGGAAUCUCGGGCAAAGACGUGGGUCAACCGGCAGUGAAGAGGGGUCGUAUUGAUCGAUCAAGAUCGGCUAAUGAGGUGAGUGUAAAGGGGGUAAUAUCUCAGUCGUAGAACUUUUAGUUUAUGCUUUUACUUUCAGUUAUGUUAGUUAAUUUUAUGAGUUUGCGCGAUUAUGUGUGUGAGGCAUCCCACCGCCUACUUAAGGUGGAGGCACACGUUGUGCUAUGUAUGUGAAUGUGUGUGUUGAUGUAUGAUUAAUGGUAAGAUGAACCCUUGGGCGGCUGGGCCACUACUGGACGCGGUAGAUGGUCGGGACACUACUGGAUGGUGAUACGUAAAGCAGUAGUUGACCGAGCAUGGACUGGACGGUGAUACGUAACGCAAUACCAUUGCCUUGAGGAUAGGGACACCGGACGACGAUACGUAGCGUGGUGGCCCCUAGUAUUUAUGUGUAUGAGUUAAUGAUAGAAGUAGAGAACUUCUAUGAGUUAAGGAUAUAAGUAGAAAACUUCUAUGAGUUGUGUCGGAAUAAAGUAUUAAGGAUAGA